Molecule: messenger RNA, 3210 nt
Organism: Oldenlandia corymbosa var. corymbosa
Lineage: Eukaryota; Viridiplantae; Streptophyta; Magnoliopsida; Gentianales; Rubiaceae
Source: the annotation of a GenBank genome assembly
AUGGAGAUUAAAUCCGACGAAAAUCGACUUAGGGUUAAAACCCUUUUAUCCCUUCCAGCAACCGAAAUCACUCCUCCAAAUCCGGCACUUCAUAAUCUUCCUAAACCAUCUUCGACCGGGAUACCUUUGUUCACAGGCAAAAAUGUUAGCGAAUGGAUUGACCGAAAGGAGCAGGUCUUCUCUUCUAAUUCUGUACCGCCUGAUUCAAAGCUAUUCAUUGCCGAAUUCUAUUUAGCCGGAGAACCCUUGAGAUUCUUAUACGGGUUACUCUAUGCCUCUCAAUUAUCAACGUGGGAAAGGUUUGUCAGCCAGCUAGAGCUCCGGUUCGGUAAUUCCAUCCGGCCGACAGUGAUUGUCAACGUUUGGGAGGCCGGCGAUUCUGAGUCAGAUCAAGGCGGAGCGUCAGUCCCAACGAUUGAAGAAGUUGAUGCGGGUAUGAUGGUGGAAUCCGAGGUGAAAUUAGCUGAGGAGACAUCUGCUGGAAAUGGUAACUCUUUCGUCCAAGCUAUCGAUGAUUCUUCUCAGUCCAGUGAAGCAUUUUCUCAGGAAGAGUUUGGCGGAGAAGGUAAUUCGUCCAACUGUCAGAAUGGUGAUGAAGGAGAAAAUGAUGUUGAUGCAGCAGGUAUUAUCUCGUCAUUGCAACUCGUUGAUGAUAAUUCUGUGGUUUUGAAAGAUGUUAGUGCUGAAAAUUUGAGUUUAGAUGACUGUUCUGUGGCUCUGAAUGAUGUUUCUGCCGAUAUGAGGAAUUUGGUUGGUAAUGAUAGAGAGAUAAUUGCUGCAACCCUGAGUUCGAUGGCUGAAAGUGUUGUUCUGAAUUUGAGUCAUAAAUCCUCAUUUGAUCUUCGUUUCUUAGUUGAUCUUACUGCGGAAAGUGAUCCGGGAGGAUUAAGAAGUCUUUAUAGUGCUAAGGGUGUUACUUGUGUAUUGUUGGUUUUGUCAAAGUGUUGUGAUGCACUGGGAACUACGUUGGUCAGAAAUGCUCAGAUUUGUUAUGGAAUGGAGAUUAUAUAUGGUGAUUAUAUUAGAAAUGAGAGGACGAAGGGUGUUGUAUAUUUUCUGAACACGUUAGAAGGAGAAUGGCCUAUUGUUGGUUCUUUCGAGUCUAGUGAAAUGGGAAACACGAUUUGGAGUUUUCUUAAGGGUUCAAGGAUGUUUCAUACUUACUUGAAGCAUUUUGUUCAUUUGUUAAGCUUUUUAAAUAAAGCAGCUGUUUUGAUUAAAUGGAAGUACAAGCGCAACUGUAAUAUGAUUACCGGUGAAUCGUUGUCAAAUGUUAAUUGUAAUCCCUUAGAAUAUGGUUCUGAUUGGCUAUGUUUUAUAACUAUGGGAAAUCAUCCAAAUACUUUUGCCAUUGGCCCUGGUGAUCAAUUCGAGCAACUCAAAGGUUCCCGCGAAAGAUUCUCAAAAGGAGAACUGCCAGUUAGAGCUAAAUGUUUUCAUUUUGAAAGUAUCGGAAGCCUGGGAUCGGAAAAGCAUGCUAUUUUCUCAAAAAGUGGUCUUCUGUCUUUAAAUCUGUUUGAGGAUGCUAUUGAUAGAUGCUGUAUUAGGGAAGGUGAUCUUCUACUUGAUAUACUUGGUAUUAAUCAACUAGUGAUUGAUGAUUUUUCAUUGUUGAUUACCGGAUUUAAAGGAGGGACUGUUUUAUAUAAAAAUUGGCAGCUUGUUGGUUACCUUGUAAUAAUGUUCUCCUUUAGUUGGAGUUGCAAUAUCUCUAUGCUAAAUAGGAUUGAUGUUUUUGAUAUGAUUAAGACUGGAACCAUCCCUGCCCUAUGUCUAUCCAAAUCAAUUAAGUGGUUCAUGAGAAAGGUAGUGGUUGGAGCUUAUUCUUCCCAAGCAGUUAGAAGAUGGUUUCGUACUGAAAAUGGGAUCUCAAUUGCCGAAAAAAAUAUGAUUGUCAUUGACCAUAAAAGUUUGUUUUUAGAAGGACUAUUGGUUCUUCCUUGUGCAAGAUUUGUGGCUAUCCGUUUUCAUCCAAAAUGGGGCGUUGAUCUGCAAGGUACGGGACUUACGGAGGCAGCCGAAGCACAGCUUCGAAUAUUCAAACUGUUAGUGGGGAUCCUAAGUUCUAUAUUGAUCAAUCAUAGUUUUAAUGAAGCACUGUGCGUGUGGCCUAAUUUGACCACAUGUUUGAGAGGCAGCACAGAAUUUUGUGAUACAAAAACUUGUAUCUUGUUUGACUUGGAGGGUAACUGUCAUUUUGCUCGUACAAGUACUGUAUCGGCACCAUUGGCUUGUCAACUUUGUGCAUUUAAAACCUCGGCGGGAUCAAAGGAGUGUCACUUGCUGGAGUUUCAUGAAACUGAGACAGCAGCAACAACAAGGCUCAAUGGUAAACUACUUGGUCGAGCAAUGGCACUCUUUACGAGUUCAAAUGGUGCUGUUUUAAUUGAGUUGAACUGCAAGCAUGACGAUGAUGAUUUAGACUUGUUUUUGAGUACUUCCAUUACUGCAAAUGAGGGCUACCUAUUUCAAAUUGAGCCUGGGGGACUAGUACAUCUUCACAAUUCUGAAAUGAUAUGUUUCGAUAGAUCAUGGGAUAAAGCGAUCACAUGUUUCAGUGGAGGCACAUUAUUUCGGAUUGAGGCUGAUAAACCUAAGCUGGCCAUUAGAGUGGAACAUGGUGACAGCUUAGGAAGCCUAAACCUUGUGAUUACAGUUGAAGAGGAGAACUUUGUAUGGAGGAUUGCUUGGAAUAUGAACGAACGAAAGAUGACUACCGCCGGAUCCUCCUCAGCAAAAUUUAUCGGACUCAAAACUGUUAGCUUAAUUGUUCUGCGUCCGGAUGGGACGUUUAAUCCUUGGGACCCUGUACUUGAAAAGGGAAUGACCACUCUGGGUUUUGUUCUGGAAGAAGGAAUUGUGAUUGCUGCUGAUCAUCGUGAUGUUCUUGCUACUGGAUCUGGUUCACAUGUUGUUAGCCUGGUGAAAGAUAUGAUACGCACUAUGCCGGGAAUUCAAGACAAAGUUAGCCUGCCCUCUGAGAAGCGCAGAUGCAUAGAGUCUGUAAGUUCUGUAACCAAAGCUGCCGACUUGGCCAAAAUGGCUAUAUGCUUUACUGCCUAUGAAGCUCCUCAUUAUGGGGAUGUUGUUAGUGUUUGCCGCCUAGGAAGUAAUGGCUUCGAAAAGCUCCUUGAGGACGAUAUGGAGGAAUUUCACAAGAACAUGCCCCGUCAUAGGAUCAGGACCGUGGUUAUUGGAGAAGGAUGGUGA